Messenger RNA from Ctenocephalides felis (cat flea), 1143 nucleotides. RefSeq names its product dynein regulatory complex subunit 7-like. The transcript is spliced from 9 exons. Gene Ontology annotation, biological process: flagellated sperm motility. The record is from RefSeq and is a predicted model, not a curated record. Bases 1 to 1143 code for a protein of 380 amino acids. NCBI's taxonomy places the organism in Eukaryota, Metazoa, Arthropoda, Insecta, Siphonaptera, Pulicidae. Gene Ontology annotation, cellular component: motile cilium.
AUGCCAGAUUCUUGGGUUGAAAAAUUGGUACUGACGAUGACGAAGAUUACGAACAAAGCUUAUAAGUAUUAUGAGUCAGUGAAUGAUCCUCGUGACAAAGAUCUACAAAUGGAUUUUUACUGGCAAGCAAGAGUUGAUGGUUUGCGCUGUUUAGAAGCAGAUCCAUUAUAUUUGCGAGAACACGUUAUGGAACGUCAAAAUAAAUUAUAUUUUCGCGAAGCAGUAUUUUCUCCGAAAGAAAAUCCAGUGUCUGAAAAAGUAGAAGAUGAUCGCAGAACAAUUACGACCAUCACCGAGAAAUAUUAUCGUCUACCCAAUAUGCUUCCAUCAGAAUGCAUAGCCACUAAAAUUUUUUUAUUGUCUAAGGAUGAAAUAGAAUUAAUAUAUCACUAUGACGAAAACUGUGCAACUGCGAAUAGACGACAUUUUAUAAAACCUUUGAUAGCCGAUGUAGGGGAAAAAUUAUUAUGGAAUCCUGACCUAACUUCUGGAUACUGUGUGAAACAAUUGAAAGCGGAAGAAGAAACGAUAAAAUGUGUACGUCGUGCUGAGAAUUUAGUAGAUCGUUUAGUACAGUUGAGAAUAUCAGAACAUAAUGCACCAAGUUUAACAGUUGGGCUAUUCGAUAGAAAGCGCAAUCAAGAUUUGCUCAAUGAAUACUUACAAAAGAAACAAGAAAUGUUGGAGCAAAGUCUUAGAGAGGUUGAGUCGUCGUACGAUUUACUGGGACCUACUUUAGCUAUUGCUGGAAUCAUGUCGAAAUUUAAUUAUACUGACAUAACUCCUCAGCAAGCCGAAAAUCUUAAGACAAAUUGCCUUGCUGAGUACCAAGAACGUAUGCUCAAUCGCGCCAAUAAUAUGCAAGCACAAUACGAUGCGCUCGCCGAAGAAAUUAAAGCAAAACGAGCACGAUAUUCGUUGAAUAUUAAUGAAAUGACCAAAGAAGAGGAAGCUGCAUACUUCAAAGAAUGUGGUACAAUGGCAUUUCGCUUGCAUGUGCUAGAAUUAAGGUUAGGAGACCAUGCACGUAAAUCUGCAGAAGGAUACGCUAAGCUUAAAGAAUGGCUUAAUAAUGAUAGUCGUUUGAAACCAGAUGAUGGAAAAAAUUCAGAAGUUUUAAAAAUAAUACCAGAAUCUAAAUAA